Messenger RNA from Lentinula edodes (shiitake mushroom), 1728 nucleotides. Its product is annotated as major facilitator superfamily domain-containing protein. Gene Ontology annotation, biological process: transmembrane transport. The transcript is spliced from 3 exons. NCBI's taxonomy places the organism in Eukaryota, Fungi, Basidiomycota, Agaricomycetes, Agaricales, Omphalotaceae. Bases 1 to 1728 code for a protein of 575 amino acids. The record is from RefSeq and is a predicted model, not a curated record. Gene Ontology annotation, molecular function: transmembrane transporter activity.
AUGACCUCCAUUUCCGAAAAAUCUUACAUCGAUGCUUCCCCUAUCAUCGAGGUAGACGAUAAGCCCUUUUCAUCUGACUCUCUUGUACAGUACAGUCUCUUUUCACUACGGCAGCGCAUCACAAUCAUCCUUGUAGUUAGCUCUGCGAGCAUUCUUAGCUCGCUCAGUUCAGCUUUGUACACCCCUGCUUUACCCAAAAUGGCCGUGACUCUUGGCGUAUCCAUUUCCGCCGUUAAUUUCACGAUCACCACUUACUUGCUCCUUCAAGGACUAUCGCCCAUCUUCAGCGGCUCUAUUGGAGAUAGCCUUGGUCGUCGAAUGCUAUACAGUGCGACACUUACCAUCUACAUUGGCGCCUGCAUUGGGUUGAGCAUCACCGAUGCAUACCCAGUUGUUCUGGUCCUUUGUGGUUUGUUGGCAGCAGGUGCCGCACCUAAUACUGCACUUGGUGCGGGAGUCAUUGGUGAUUUAGUUCCAGCUAGCCAACGUGGAGGAUACAUGGGUUUGUAUAAUGCAGGAAUAGGAUUGGGGGAUGCUGUCGGUCCCGUUCUCGGUGGUGCCUUUGCUCAGUUCACCGGCUAUCAUGGAAUUUUCAUCUUCCUUCUAGCGGUAUCUGCAGCCCUACUUACUCUUGUUGUUGUUGUUCUUCCAGAGACACUCCAUUCCAUUGUAGGGAAUGGUAGUAUCCUCCCGAAGUGGUAUCGAAGACCACUACUUCCCGUGCUUCUGCCUACUGAAGCUACGACAGCGGGAGAUCCGAGCAGCCUUUCACCUGCUCGCCGAUUGGACAUAUUCGGGCCAAUACGUCUUCUCAAACAGCCCGAUGUAUUGUGUUGCCUUGCGUUGACGGGUGUUUGUUAUAUGGUCUGGCAAAUGAGCAUGGUUGCGACAUCCGCACAAUAUUCCAGUCAAUAUCACCUCAAUGAGUUUGCAAUAGGGCUCACCUAUAUUUCCAACGGCAUCGGUGAACUUGUCGGAAGCUUGCUCAUGGGGAAGAUUCUCGACCACGAAUACAGGAAACAGCUGCGCCGCGAAGCAGCCGAGGAAACAAAUAAUGUGGUAUUAAUUGGGCGAGCGAGACUGUACUCCUUGCGGCUUCCUAUUCCAAUGUUCAUUGGAAGUAUUGUUGCUUUUGGGUGGGUCAUCCAAGUACACGUACAUAUAGCUGUGCCCGUAGUGCUGGCCUUCUUGAUUGGGUGGUCAGUACAAAGCAUCUUGACUGCAUUAGCCACUCUUCUGGUUGAUCUUUUCGAGGAUCAAUCUUCGACUGCCACUGCAACAUUCAUUAUGACCAAGGGCCUUAUGGGUGCCGUGGGGUCUUCAUCCAUCCAACCCCUGAUCAAUUCUAUUGGUCCUGGGUGGACCUUUACCGCCCUAGGCGGGUUGUGUAUCCUCGCAUUGCCAAGUGUCUUUGCAGAGUUUUAUUUUGGCGGUGGUUGGCAUUUGCGAAGAACUAAAGCCCUUCAACAAGAUGAAGCGUCAAAUAAACUAAGUUAUCCUCAUCAUCACUAUGGGGUGGUAAAUGGCACGGUAGCCAACAACAAGAUCAUCGCGGCUCUAUCCGAGGAGUAUCGGAACAUACCGCUCUCAGUCGUUCUUGUUUCUGCAUUGUACGUCACAAUCUUCCGUACCACAGGGCAGGAAGGUGGUACAUUGGGGUAUAGGAGUAGUGAAGGUAGCCAGCCUCAAAUUAUCAAUUUUGCUCUUAACCCAAAAAUUCCUGCGUAA